Molecule: messenger RNA, 650 nt
Organism: Balaenoptera ricei (Rice's whale)
Lineage: Eukaryota; Metazoa; Chordata; Mammalia; Artiodactyla; Balaenopteridae
Product: spleen trypsin inhibitor I-like
Exons: 3
Coding region: 2-373 (123 amino acids)
Molecular function (GO): serine-type endopeptidase inhibitor activity
Source: RefSeq, a predicted model, not a curated record
CAUGAGCCGACUCUGCCUCUCCGUCGCCCUUCUCGUCCUCCUGGGCACCCUGGUGACCUGCGCCCCGGGGGGUAAAUACAAGGGCCGUUUCAGAGACCCCCCGCCUGCCUUCUGCCUGGAGCCUCCCUACACUGGUUACUGCAUGGCCAUCUUUAUCAGGUACUUCUACAACGCCAACUCCGGGUUCUGCGAGACCUUCGAAUAUGGCGGGUGUGGCGGCAGGCCGAACAACUUCCUGACAUCAGAGGACUGCAUGAGGACCUGUGGUGGUGCCAUCAGGCCCUGGACACUUAGCACGGUUCCUGGCACAAAGGAGACCGUCCAUAAAUGUUUGAGGAAAGAAAGAAUGAAUGCAGGAGCACAUUCCUCAUGACUGGAGUGACUACGGGGCCUGGGAUUUGAAGCAAGUGUUCUAGUCCUAACCCUCAUCCUCGCUGCAUCCUCACCUUCAUCCCCCUCGCCACCAUCACUAUUCUCCUUGUGGGUAUCGUUGGUAUAAUUUCUGGAAUCUAGUUCUGAGAAUCAGUGAUGGCAGAGGUCUUUUCAUUAAAGAAGCCCCUUUCCCCCACCGCGAUGUUGAACAUUUUCCUAUCUGUCAUUUAAAAUUCUACAUCCUUAUAAUCAAUAAAUUAAUCUCCUAAUUAAGCUAA